AUGACCAGACGUUCAGCUACUAAUACCAUUAUUAACUUUGUGCCAAGUCAGCAGGCAUGGGUCAUUGAACGCAUGGGUCGUUUUCAUAAAAUUCUGGAGCCGGGCUUGAAUUUCCUGAUUCCAUGCAUAGAUGAAAUACGAUACGUGCAGAGCUUGAAGGAAGAAGCCAUUGAAAUUCCAAAACAAGGUGCCAUUACAUUGGAUAAUGUGCAAGUCCAGUUGGAUGGUGUGCUGUAUCUGAAAGUUGUUGACCCAUUCAAAGCAUCAUAUGGCGUUGAUGAUCCGGAAUUUGCUGUUAGUCAACUGGCCCAGACAACGAUGAGAUCUGAAGUUGGAAAAAUUGUUUUGGACACUGUCUUCAAAGAGCGUGAGCAGCUCAAUUAUCAUAUUGUAACUGCUAUCAAUAAAGCUGCUGAGCCAUGGGGAAUUAUGUGUCUUAGAUAUGAAAUUCGUGACAUGCACAUGCCAGAUAAAAUCCAGGAAGCUAUGCAAAUGCAGGUUGAAGCUGAGCGAAAGAAAAGAGCAGCUGUUCUGGACUCGGAAGGAAAACGAGCUGCCUCCAUAAAUUUGGCUGAAGGAGAGAAAAGAUCAAAAAUUCUUGCAUCUGAAGCACGUGAAGCAGAACAAAUUAAUAUCGCAAAAGGAGAAGCUGAAGCUCUGCGAAUUAAUGCAGAAGCUAGAGCAGCCGCUAUUGAACGUAUAGGAGCAGCAUUACGCAAAGAUGACGGAAAGGCAGCCGGGCUAACAAUCGCCGAAAAGUACGUGGAAGCAUUCUCAAUGCUUGCUCAAAAAGGAAAUACCGUAAUACUACCAGCGAAUCUGAGUGAUCCAGCAUCAAUGGUAACACAAGCAUUAGGAGUAUAUCAGGCAAUCACGAAGCAACCAACCGGUAGCUUUUAA
Molecule: messenger RNA, 900 nt
Organism: Auanema sp. JU1783
Lineage: Eukaryota; Metazoa; Nematoda; Chromadorea; Rhabditida; Rhabditidae
Source: the annotation of a GenBank genome assembly